AUGGAUAACUUGUGGCUGCACGCCUACAAUUUAGACCAGUGGAUUACAUUGGAUAAUAUAAUGAAUUUCAAUUGCAUUCAUAUCGAUUUGACAUCAUUCUCAUUCACGUCAUCUGAUAUGAAUAGAUAUUUGAAAGCAUGGAUAAAUGGAUGCAAUUUUCGAAUGAAGUAUCUUUCAUUAGAUCUCAGACCUUUAGAUCACAAGAUACUUACCGAUGGAAUUGAGGUGGAGGAAGUGAAUGCUUCGAUUGUGAGAAGUUAUCGUAUACCAGUUCUCCGGGGACCUUGCGUGUUUGAAGGUGGAACGGACAUACUUAGUAAAGAUGGAAGACGAGCAACAUUCCAACAAAUAAUAGAUAGAGAUUAUCUCGAUUCAGAUCGAAAAUUCUCGUUCGAAAUGGUGGUGUGGCCGGAGGGUGGUCAAUAA
This is a messenger RNA of Caenorhabditis remanei, 426 nucleotides long. RefSeq lists its product as uncharacterized. The transcript has 2 exons. Gene Ontology annotation, biological process: embryo development. NCBI's taxonomy places the organism in Eukaryota, Metazoa, Nematoda, Chromadorea, Rhabditida, Rhabditidae. The record is from RefSeq and is a predicted model, not a curated record. Bases 1 to 426 code for a protein of 141 amino acids.